Molecule: messenger RNA, 3303 nt
Organism: Hypomesus transpacificus
Lineage: Eukaryota; Metazoa; Chordata; Actinopteri; Osmeriformes; Osmeridae
Product: intermediate filament family orphan 2-like
Exons: 9
Coding region: 461-1963 (500 amino acids)
Source: RefSeq, a predicted model, not a curated record
ACAGCAUGAUGUGAUUGUAUCGGCUACCAGAGGAAAGAACCUUUAGCUGGAAGGAUCGGUAGCCUGCAGAGCACUGAGAAUGUGAAAUGUGGCAUCAAGAGCAUGUCAUUGAUAGUCUUGUUCAACGAAAAUGAGGAUUCUACCGAAACUUGAUGGAUAAAGGUAUUUUCAGUUCUUCAGAAUGUAUUUGAACCUUUCUAAAUCGGUAACAAGGUGACUUCGCAUUACAAAUAUGAUUCGGAGCUUCAGAAUGACAGAACCACAAAGGCCUUGAAGAGAUGUUUACACCAUUUGAAAUCAACACGCAUAACGCUCAUUUCAAGGAAUCAUAUCAUAGACAUCGUCUUGGCACGGUAGAAAAACCAUCAAAUACUGGGCGUGGAGGAAGAUUCAGUCGGACAGGCGGCAGAUGACAACGAAAAAAACAAAGUAAAUAUACCUAUUAUUGUAACCAGAAAUAAUGAAUUCAACACUCAUCACGGAGCCUUCACCAUCUCCUGGUGUUGCAACAGUCCACAUCGGAACAGCAUCUACCGGCGCGGGUGCAGGCGCUACCACUGCUCUUCGGAAUGAUUUGGGUUCCAACAUCCAUGUCUUGAAAACACUCAACCUCCGAUUUCGCAGUUUCCUCGCUAAGGUUCGUGACUUAGAACGUCGAAAUGCGUUUUUAGAAAAUCAGCUACAACAAGCACUAGAGCAAUCCCGUUUCCGAGCCUACUUCUCCCGUGAAAAAGCUACCCAAACCUACCAUCUGGAUCCAGCUUGUUCAGGUGCCCAGCACCCGCAACGGAUACCUGGGACUAUUUGGAACUUUUCUCAUAGGAUGGGCUAUGGGGAACGAUACCAGACUCUCCAAAACCCUGGGCUUUCGUGGAUGCAACCGAACUGCGUGGGUGUUCAAAUUGAUACCAUCACCCCAGAACUUCGAGCAUUGUACAAUGUUUUAGCCAAAGUGAAGCGAGACAGAAACGAAUACAGACAAAAAUGGGAGGAGGAGUUGUCCAGGCGCCAGCAGAUGGAGGCUAUGGUGGAGACCCUUCAAGAGAACGCCCAGGAGUCUGAGGUGGUCCAAGAGGAGCUCACAGAGAAGGUGGAGAGGCUCAACACAGAGCUGGGGGUCUUCAAGAGCCUCAUGACCGAUCAAAGGUCAGACUUGGAUACUGCCAUCCAGGAGAAGGCUAUGACGGUGGACAUGGACAUCUGCAGACGCAUCGACAUCACAGCUAAGAUGUGCGAUGUUGCCCAGCAACGCAACUCGGAGGACAUGAGCAAGAUGUUCCACGCUAGUCCCUCCAGAGCCCCGGAGAAUAAGGGUGCCAUGGCCUGCAGGAGGAAGGAGCGUAAGCCAGCGUGUGAGGAGAAGAGCUCUGACAUGGAGCCUGGGCCUGGUGGGGAGGAGGAAGAGCAGGAGGAGGAGCAGGCUGGAGAGCUGGCAGCAACUCUCAACAUCACAGACGAGAUGAAGCGCAUGCUCAACCAGUUGCGAGAGACAUUUGACUUUGAGGAUGACUGCGACAGCCUGGCAUGGGAGAACGAGGACACGCUGCUCCUGUGGGAGGACUUCACCAACUACAACCUCCCCUCUGCGUCCGCCUCGGCUGCUGAGGGGCAGGGGGAGGGCGCAGAGCAGGAUAUCAGUGUGGGAAGUCUCAUCGACAAGACCGAGUGUCUAAUCCAGAACAGAGAAAAGGAGUACCAGGAGACCAUGGGGAAGAUUGAGCUGGAGCUGGCUACAGCCAAGGACGACAUGAGCAGACACCUGCAUGAGUACAUGGAGAUGUGCAGCAUGAAGCGAGGGCUGGACGUGCAGAUGGAGACCUGCAGGAGACUCAUUAAGGGCUCCGGGGCCACCGGCAGGAACUCCCCGUCGUUCAGCUCGGUGUCGAGCAGUGACUCAGGGAACAGCGACGAGAUCCAGGAGGAGAUGGAGAAGGACGCGGAGGCUGAAGGCGGGGUCAGCUGAUGAUGGACAGGACUCCCACCCAGCACCCAGGGGAGAGAACAGAGACACAGCCGCCCUCCUUGACACCCAGCUCCCCCCCCCCCCCCCCCCCCCCCCCCUGACGUUUCUCUGUGGAGGAUUCCUAUUGGUGCUGCUUCAUUUAAACCCUGCUCACACCAUGGUGCCCAUCUGAACUGGGGUGAGCUGGCCCCUCCCAUUAUAGCACGGUUUGGUCGGUUCAGCUCAGCUCAGAUCUGUUGAGUGACAGGGGUCUAAGUGUGUUCAUAAUUGGGAAAAGGUGUUCUUCCUAAGAAGGUAACUAGAGACAACAAUCUAUAUAUUCCAGCUCAUCUGUGUCUUCGAACACACACUCAAUACAAAAUACAGUAUUUGGUCAAAAAGAAUAUUUAUUUACACAGAGACAUGAAAACGGACACAUUGAGUCAUCAGUGCUCUAUCAAACGAUUUAAUGGUCCAUCAUCUCCGAUUCAAUGUUGCCAUAAAGAUUUAAUAUACUGUCUCUAAACUCAAAACUGGAAAGCAGUGAUUACACGCUGAUAUUAAUUCCCUUGCCUUAGAUCACACUUAGAGUAGGACUGAGGCUCUGGUGCAGGUCUGUAUACAGUAACAAGUCUCCAUUCUGAGUCCCCAGUCUCAAGUGCUGAAUUCUAGCUUGAGAAUGAGGACUCGGCCUGAAUCUCUUGUUGGCAUGCAUAAUGUACACAAACAUUCAAGUGUUGUGCUGGCAUCACCCCUUCCCCCUCCCCAGCAACGCAACCACUACAGCAAUGAGAACACUGUUUAUGUAUGUACUAUGCAAUAAGUAGAAGCCUUAUUUUUGGACUGACAUCAAUAGUUUGACCAAGUUUUGUUUUUGUGUGGGCCAGUUUACUGUCUCAGACAUCUGUAGCAUUGAGUAUUCUGCAUUCACAUCAUAACUGUUUAUCUAGAUUCAAAAGAAAACAAUACAAAGAAAUAAACCCCCGGUUUUGAACAGUUAUUGUAUACCCAUGUGCCUAUUGAUAUGCUGAACUCAGAAAUGAUCUGGAUUGCCUUAUUUUAUUCUUUUUGAUGUACUGAACCAUGUUAUUGUACCUGUUAUAAUUUAUUUUAACAGUUUUAUUUGCACCAAAAAAUGAAAAAGCAAUCAACUGAUAUGACCUUUAUCACGACAUGUUUUCCUUGAUUAAUUGAGAAAUUGCUUUUAUUUUGUCAACUUCUAUGUAUUUCUUUGAAUGGAUGUUUGUUUCAAAGGAAACAGCCAUGUGUCAGAGAUAUCUGCUUGCAAACUGAACAUUCCCAGGGUGACUAAACAAUGUAUUUACAUGGGAUUUAAUAAAAAUGGCAGCAUUUUAUUGUCA